GGGCGUUCAUCGAGUUGUCUGCAAUGCCAUCAAACAACCUCCACGUUCUUUUCCUCCUCUCAGUUUGACAUCCCAAAUGGAUGGUCUGCUCAUACUUUGACUGAUGUCAGCAAGCGCGAGAACAGGUGUGAUGCUGGGACGUGGAAUAUCGACAUAAACAACGAGUCCUCGUCCGCGCUGUAAGAAAGCAUGCAGUGCGCACUGGGUGAUGUUACUCUGACUGCAACCACCGAGACACACUCUGAAUCUGAUGCUCGGAGUCACCGGCUGUGGUGCUGUGGGUAGUUAAGAUAAAGAAUCAUGGCUCCUCAUCCAGCGGUGCAGGCCGUCAUUGAUCUUUCUGCAGGAGCCAUAGGGGGCGCCGCAUGCGUCUUUGCCGGCCAGCCUCUGGACACGGCAAAGGUCAAGAUGCAGACUUUUCCCAGGAUGUAUCGCGGCUUCAUCCACUGCCUGACCUGCACCUACCAACAGGUGGGACUCCGAGGCUUCUAUCAGGGCACAACUCCGGCGCUGAUGGCCAACAUCGCUGAGAACUCUGUGCUCUUCAUGAGCUACGGCUUCUGCCAGCAGGUCAUCCGCUUCACGGCGGGAUUACACAAGGACAGCGUGCUGAGUGACGUGCAGAGAGCCUGUGCCGGCUCAGUUGCGUCCAUCUUCUCCUCGAUGGUUCUCUGCCCCACUGAACUGGUUAAAUGCCGCCUGCAGGCCAUGUUUGAGAUGGAGGCGUCGGGGAAGAUCGCCAAGAGCCAGAAUUCAGUGUGGUCCGUGGUGAAGUUCAUCAUAAGAAACGAGGGGCUUCCAGGCUUCUUCCAGGGUCUGACCACCACCAUAGCCAGAGAGGUUCCCGGCUACUUCUGCUUCUUUGGCGCUUACGAGCUCUGUCGCUCCAUGUUUGCAGACUAUAUGAGGUGCAAUAAGGACGAUAUAGGUGUUGCUGCGACCAUGUUCAGCGGUGGGCUAGGGGGGGCUUGCCUAUGGACCGUGGUCUACCCGAUGGACUGCGUCAAAUCCCGCAUCCAGGUCAUGUCUUUGACAGGCAAGCAGGCCGGCUUCUUCAAAACCUUCAUGGCCAUUGCUCACGCUGAAGGGGUUCGGACGCUCUACUCCGGUCUCACCCCCACCCUGGUCCGCUCCUUCCCGGCGAACGGAGCUUUGUUUCUGGCCUACGAGGCGAGCAGGAAGCUCAUGAUGCAGCAGUUUGACGGCUGAUGCUCAAGUGCGGGCGGAGGAGGAGCACCUCGUGCUCCUGUUCUCUGAAACUGCCACACUCCUCAUACUAACAAAUGCCUUUUCUAGAGUGUUUACUUUUACUUUAGAUUGUUUUUGGUUGCUUAUUUUUAACACUACAGAAUUUACGUGCAUUACAGCAGUGCUGAUCCAACUACAGUUUCUUAUCUCAAGUCUACCUCAGCACACGAACAGGAGGAAGACUAUGUAGUGAGACUAACCGCUAAGCACAAAUGAUUUUAAAAACCCUGUUUGAAUUCAUUCAAAAAUUACAAGAAUGAUGUUAUUAGCAUGUCAUUUUUAGGAAUCCUUUCCUAUCAUUGAUAAACUGCAGUUCUGAAUCACAUUUUAGAUUCAGAGGAAAAUAUUUUAGCUCAUUUUUUAAGUCUCCACAUUUAAGUUUUUCUGUUGUCCGGACAGGUUUGAGCCUUUUUUUGCUUUUGUGAAGUUAUUAAUCUGCUCCUGUGGUUUUUAUCCCCCUUUUUUUCAAACUGUGUUGCCUUUUCAUUGCCAUCACUCCUCUUUUUGUGUUUCUUUGAAAAAUCUAGAAAAUAUUAACUUUUCUGUGCUCGUUCCGCCUUUUCUAUUUCUAUUUUCCCUAAAUGAAAUAUAUUCUGCUCUUAAUUUUCUUAAUGUGUCAAAUUUAUUGAAUUAUUAGAGAAAUAUCAGAGAUGUGGUGCAAUCGUGUCCUUCACCAGUUGUGGUCGAGGUCACUUGGGUUCAAACUGGUGCUAUAGCUUUGUGCUGCCUGUUUUUACAUGACAGCAAAUGCAGAAGAAACUCGGUAGACAUACAGAAAAUGUGAGUACUUCAGUGGAUCAGAGUCUUCAAUGCCUCAGGACUCAAGAUGCCUACAGACUCAAGAAAUGGAGAUAUUUAAAAAGUAAUCUGCUUAAAAGCUCUACAGCUAACAAUAGUUUUCAUAACAUCUUACUUUUCAGUUCACACAUCUGUAUUAAUGAAUAUCAAAGGUGGAAAUAUUGCUUAAUUUUUCAAAUACAUUAAAGAUGCCAGUAAAGAUCU
Oryzias latipes (Japanese medaka) is the source of this 2250-nucleotide messenger RNA. RefSeq names its product solute carrier family 25 member 15b (gene slc25a15b). Gene Ontology annotation, molecular function: L-ornithine transmembrane transporter activity. NCBI's taxonomy places the organism in Eukaryota, Metazoa, Chordata, Actinopteri, Beloniformes, Adrianichthyidae. The record is from RefSeq and is a predicted model, not a curated record. Gene Ontology annotation, biological process: mitochondrial L-ornithine transmembrane transport. Gene Ontology annotation, cellular component: mitochondrion.